UCAUUUUUUGAAUACCCUAAUGAAAAAAGAACAAUGGCGGAAAAAGCAGUCGAGUCCGUACAGUGUUUCGGCCGUAAAAAGACGGCGGUAGCUGUAACACACUGCAAGAGAGGCCGUGGUUUGAUCAAGAUCAAUGGCUGUCCCAUCGAGCUCGUGGAGCCGGAGAUCCUCCGAUUCAAAGCUGUCGAACCGAUCCUUCUCUUAGGCCGCCACCGUUUCGCCGGCGUCGACAUGAGAAUCCGAGUCAAAGGCGGAGGUCACACUUCUCAGAUCUACGCUAUCCGUCAAAGCAUAGCGAAAGCCCUCGUUGCCUUCUACCAAAAGUAUGUCGACGAGCAAAGCAAGAAGGAUAUUAAGGAUGUUUUGGUGACGUACGACCGGACUUUGCUGGUGGCUGAUCCAAGGAGGUGUGAGCCGAAGAAAUUCGGUGGAAGAGGUGCUAGGGCAAGGUUCCAGAAGAGUUACCGUUGAUGAAAUUUCAGGGUUUGUUUGGCCAAAUAAACUGGAUUUUCGUUUUUUUUCUCAUAAAUAUCUAUGAUUUUAAGAUGUUACUGAGUUUCAGAAUUUUGAAUUUUUGUUUUUUAUGUUUAUUUAAAUUCAUUGCUUGAAUCUUUUGAAAUUGGCCUUAAAUUAUUGUUGAUUUCUAAUA
This is a messenger RNA of Gossypium raimondii (Peruvian cotton), 649 nucleotides long. Its product is annotated as 40S ribosomal protein S16. The coding region runs from base 34 to 471 and encodes 145 amino acids. Lineage: Eukaryota; Viridiplantae; Streptophyta; Magnoliopsida; Malvales; Malvaceae. Gene Ontology annotation, biological process: translation; maturation of SSU-rRNA from tricistronic rRNA transcript (SSU-rRNA, 5.8S rRNA, LSU-rRNA). The record is from RefSeq and is a predicted model, not a curated record. Gene Ontology annotation, cellular component: cytosolic small ribosomal subunit; ribosome. The transcript has a single exon. Gene Ontology annotation, molecular function: structural constituent of ribosome; RNA binding.